AAAACACUGCAGCAUCCCGGCCGCCCGGAGUUGGGUUGGGUUCUCGGAGGUCGUUCCUCCGGGUUGAUUGCGCGGAGACUCCAAGUCACCGCUGACCGGCGGACCCUAGAGGAAGCGCCGCCGAGUACAGGAAGAACCAGGGAAGCUGAGGAGGAAGCUAUAACUGCAGCCAGAAGUGUCAAGUUCCCUUUGGCCCUGCUGGAAGAAGGUGAACACCGGCAGACAUGGCUGCCCGCACAAGCCCGGUUUAGCAGCAGCUCCAGCUCCAGCUCGGGUACACAGCAUGCCUCACUAGGCGCCAUGGAUGGAGCGCAAAGUGCCAUCCUGCGGCUGCAGCAGCUCCCACCCACCAGUGGGGCCACUUCCGGGAGCCUGAGCCUGGGCGAGGGCUCCUUCUCCUACAAGGAAAACUUGAUCGGCGCCCUCUUGGCAAUUUUUGGACAUCUUGUGGUUAGCAUUGCACUCAAUCUCCAGAAAUACUGCCACAUCCGCCUGGCAGGCUCCAAGGAUCCUCGUGCCUACUUCAAGACCAAGACAUGGUGGCUAGGCCUGUUCCUCAUGCUGCUGGGCGAGCUGGGUGUGUUCGCCUCCUAUGCCUUUGCCCCCCUCUCGCUCAUCGUGCCCCUCAGUGCUGUCUCCGUGAUAGCUAGCGCCAUCAUAGGAAUAAUAUUCAUCAAGGAAAAAUGGAAGCCUAGGGACUUUCUGAGACGCUAUGUUUUGUCCUUCGUGGGUUGUGGCUUGGCGAUUGUGGGCACCUACCUGCUGGUAACAUUCGCACCCAACAGCCACGAGAAGAUGACAGGCGAGAAUAUCACAAGGCAUCUUGUGAGCUGGCCUUUUCUCCUGUACAUGCUGGUGGAGAUCGUCCUGUUCUGCCUGCUCCUGUACUUCUACAAGGAGAAGAACGCCAACAACAUCAUCGUGAUUCUCCUCCUGGUGGCCUUACUUGGCUCCAUGACGGUGGUGACGGUGAAAGCUGUAGCUGGGAUGUUGGUCCUGUCCAUCCAAGGGAACCUGCAGCUCGACUACCCCAUCUUCUACGUGAUGCUCGUGUGCAUGGUGGCCACCGCCAUCUACCAAGCCGCGUUCUUAAGUCAAGCCUCACAGAUCUAUGACUCCUCCCUGAUCGCCAGCGUGGGCUACAUCCUGUCCACCACCGUGGCCAUCACAGCCGGCGCCAUCUUUUACCUGGACUUCAUCGGGGAGGAUGUGCUGCACAUCUGCAUGUUUGCCCUGGGGUGUCUCAUCGCCUUCUUGGGUGUCUUCCUGAUCACACGGAACAGGAAGAAGGCCAUUCCAUUUGAGCCCUAUAUUUCCAUGGACGCCAUGCCAGGUAUGCAAAGCAUGCACGACAAAGGGAUGACUGUCCAGCCUGAACUCAAAGCUUCUUUUUCCUAUGGGGCCCUGGAAAACAAUGACAGCAUUUCUGAGAUCUACGCUCCUGCCACACUGCCAGUUAUGCAAGAAGAACAUGGCUCCAGGAACACCCCUGUUCCCUACCGGGUCCUGGAACACACCAAGAAGGAAUGAACCACCACGAACCCAGCUCCCCUUCCCUCAGUUUCUAACUAGCGGGGCCAGGCCAACAGCGGGUUUCCCCUUCAUUCUUGACCUUUAAACUUGCCUUUCAAGUCUUAGGUUUUUAAACCAAGAACUCCAUGGAAGGAGGCCUUGGGAAAUCUUUGUCCCUGGCAAAAGAUGUGUUAAGUUGGUCUUGGAAUUUCAAAUGGGCAGGGGGAAGGCAGUCUGAAAGUGGCGGGCAUUGCAGCAUUCGGCCUCAGCCUGGUUCCCGACCCAAUGGGAUUUGAAGCUGUGUGGUUGCUGAGGUUGCUGGACCUCCCCAAGGCAGUGACCAAAGGUUGCCAAAGCCUUGAGAGCUGCGGCCAGGUAGAGAGCCUUCAACCCCAGAGGAAGGCUGCAGACCUCCACUGUCACCUUCCUCCACCUCAUGUGCAUGCCUGUCUCUUCCGGUGUCCUCCAUGAUCCCGCAUUCAUGGCAUCUUUGUCCCCCUUCGCGUGGCACAGUGGGCCAACCCUGCGUGGGACGUGCAGUUACUGCUGCUUGGCAGUGAGUAUCUGCAGCCCGGGGAAGACAUGCGCAGUGUGUUCAUAUUGGAUCUACCCUGAAAAUUAACUUGGCUCUAGCCCUGUGAGAACUACUUGUUUUGCUCCCCUCCCCGAAAGGAGGGAAGAAUAAGAGAGAGAGGAGCAGGGAACUAAUGCCUCACCCCUACAGGGAGCCAAGGCCCUUUCCAUCUUGUCCAUUUCUCUAUUUUUUAAUUUUUUGUUUUGAAGAUAGGGUCUCUCUCAUGCUGACCUGGAGCACUCUGUGUGGCUGAGGCUGGCCUCAAACUGAAGAUCCUCCUGUCUCAGCCUCCUGAGUGCUGACAUUACAGGUGUGUGCCACCGUGUCUGGCCUUUCUGUCCAUUCUGUCCAUUCCGGCUUUGUGAUGAGUCACAUUUUCUUUUGGGAAGAGGCUGGGGUGCUUGUUUCAGAAACAGCCCACUCACUUCCCACCCCUCCUUGAGCGUCCCCUUUGUACAUCUAUGUAAACCAAAUUUGAGCCAUUGGUUCAGUCAGCAGGGAUUGUCGACAUCCUCAGCUCCAACACUGGCGCACAUGUGGGCACCGCCGCCAUCUUCGUGGCUGUGCCCAGCCUUGUCUCCCCCUAGGCUGACUGUAUAUUUUGGGGGAUGGCAGGUAAAGAUUUGCAAACUUUAUACAUAUAGUCCCCCCCCCCUCCCGCCCCGGGAAUUUAUUUAGAAUGCAGAUUUCUCACCUCAACUGUAGAGAUGAGGCUUAGGAGGACUGGUGUGUGGCCUAGAAAUCUGCAUUCUUAACUAGCAGGAAUGCCAAGGUCACACCCCAGUCAGAAUCCUACUAAAGGAAAAAGAUGGCCACCUAAACUCCAAGGGGCCCACCCACCCUGCCAGAAAGUUAGAAUCCCCUAUUCCAUGUCCUCUCUGGGUCCUCUGGCCAGGUCAAACAGCCCCUUGGGACCUGUGGCAUUUCUCCACCCAGAUGGGACUCCUCAGAGCCACGCCCAUGGCUUCCCUAGGUGGCCUGUAUAAGACUAGGCUGGGCACAGUGUUAACAGACCAGUGUUGGCGCAUCACUGAUCUCCAUGCCUUGCAUUCGAUGCUGACUCCUUACCUGACUCCAGAACUCUCCCAUCCGCUACCUGUGAUGCCCACUUCUGUAUUUUCUCUUAACCACAUCUGUAUUGUGUCCCCCAUUGCCUAAGAAUGCAAUGGACAGUGAGAUUGCUCCUCUUAGGAUGGGUAUCAUUUAUUCCUGUGUGUUAAGAAACUGGAGGAUGAAACUACAAACCUAACAUAGAUCCCUAGCUCCAGGGGAGGUACAGAUACCCAGAAAUCUCCUGCAGGGUGGGCUACCGUAGGUGUGAAGUGUAAGAGUGAAGAAAAAGACAGCCAAGGGGGUCCUGCCAAAGGCUGGACUCUGAGCCCAUUCAUAGACAUUGGCAAGCGUGAAGAUUUGGGCAAAACAGAGAAUAGGGUGAUCUCUCUCUGAGUCUCUGUCUCUCUCUCUCUCUCUCUCUCUCUCUCUCACACACACACACACACACACACACAGCAGCAGCAGCAGCAGCAGCAGCAGCAACAGCACCAGUAGUAGAAAAGGCACUGAGAUAGGGCAGAAAAAGUGGUGGAAGUCAAAUCACAGAAUGGCUUAAAUACCUGGCAGGGUUUAAAGUGGGGCAUAGGGGGCAUGGGAGUCCUCAUGGUUCAUGAGGAAGAGCCAGCAGGAUCAGCCCCUAUUAGAGCCCUUGAUCUGUAUGGAGGAAGAAAUGAGGCACCUCUCAAGGUCAAUUUCCAAGCCUAGGGUUGAAUCAGGUGUUGCUGCUAUUCAAAUACUUACUUCCCUGGUGUUUUUCUUUUUCCUGAGACUGAAGAGAGGGGAGAGUGGGCAAAGAGAAGACCAGCAGGGACAUUUUAGCUGUGUCAACCCAGGAGGCCGGAAGUAGUGAUGGGACAAUUUAUGCUCGAAGCCUUCCUGGACCCCUUCCUUUCCUUGGUUGCUGUGGCACGUGGUUUUGGGCAUCCCCUGUCCUGAACUGAGUGAGUGGGUAGCCUCACUCUGCUCUGUGACUUCAGGUAUGCUGCAGAUCAACAGCAACCAGGAACUGCCACUGAGAUAGGGCCACUCACCUGCCUGCAGGUUGGGGCAGAGGUAUCAUCCUGCAGCUGUGCCACCGAGAGCUGAGCAGAAGGCUGGGUGACAGCCCCCAGAGUGGAGGCUGGGCAGGUCUCUAGGGCAGCCAAAGAAUAGCUGAGAGCUAGACCCGCAGAGUUCAGACUGGCUCCGUGUUCCUGGCCUUUGUCCCCCUGGGUACAUGGAUGGUCUAACUCAUGACAAGAUGGCACUAGCUGCUAGGAUGAUGGAAGGGGCGUGUCACACACCCACAGCCCUGAUUCUUUUCCCUCCUGGCCCUGGUACCCAAGCCUCCUUGAACACUUCAAGCAACAUAAAAUGGAAAGUCUCCACCUCUGAGUCAUCAAACUUGGGUUCAACUUUUAAUUGUCCUCUAGUCUUCCUCCCACCCCAGCAGCUCCUGUUUUAUAUCCAAAGAUUCUGAGUUUUCAGAUUCGACAUUAGAAUCAGUGCAGACAGGGCCAGGGCCCUCCCCCCACCCCACCCCCAAGCUGCACCCUGAUGCCCUCCUUUAAGCUAUGGGCUACUCGGGGAAGAGGAGCUCCGUGUGGACUUGAAUAAGGAGAGGAGGCCUGGUGUCACCAUUGCUCUCCCAGCAGAAUCAGCCAGCUUCAGGACACCAUGUGGCCCGGAACUCGGUGGGCAUUGGCCAUGCCAGCCCUGCAGCUUGGUGAACUCCACAUCUGGCCCAACACAGGCGACAGGCAAGAGUGGUUUGUGUAUUUCCCUGAGAAGCUGUGUAAACGAAGUCACUUUAGAGCAUAUUCUGUGUGGAUACUUCUAUUUUGUGGACAUCACAACUAAUAUGGCAUGUCUUAUUUUUCAAAAGUGUGUGCAAAUAACGUUGUGAAGUGGUAUUUAAUUAAAAUCUAUCCAUGUGGCA
Perognathus longimembris pacificus (Pacific pocket mouse) is the source of this 5057-nucleotide messenger RNA. RefSeq names its product NIPA like domain containing 3 (gene Nipal3). Gene Ontology annotation, biological process: magnesium ion transport. The record is from RefSeq and is a predicted model, not a curated record. Gene Ontology annotation, cellular component: membrane. NCBI's taxonomy places the organism in Eukaryota, Metazoa, Chordata, Mammalia, Rodentia, Heteromyidae. The transcript is spliced from 12 exons. The coding region runs from base 301 to 1530 and encodes 409 amino acids. Gene Ontology annotation, molecular function: magnesium ion transmembrane transporter activity.